AGAGGGCGCGGCGAGCGGCUAGCGUUCGGGGCCGGGUGGUUGCCAAGGCCGGGUACAAGUCUGUCGGAGGGUCCCGGGGCGAGGGAGCGCGGAGGCCACGCGCGCCAUGAACCCGAAGGCGGCGGGUGAGGAAGAGGACUGCGUGGACUCUGGAGCCGAGACCGGAGGGUCCGACUACAGCCAUCUGUCCUCCACCAGCAGUGAGCUUUCUGUGGAGGAGGCCCAGGACCCUUUCCUGGUGAGCAUCCACAUCAUCGCAGACCCAGGGGAGUCACAGCCACUGCAGGAGGCCAUCGACAAGGUUUUGGCAUGGGUUCACCCUGAUCUCCCACUGUUCCGAGUGUCUGAGCGGCGCACAAGCAGGCGAAGACGGAAGUCUCCCAAGGGUGCACAGCCAGCGCUGGCGGUGGUGCUGUUCCUGCAGGAGGAGUACGGAGAGGAGCAGAUCCUACAGGUGCACAGGGUGCUGCAGCGGCCGCCCUGGCGCCACCAUCACACAGAACGAGUGCACGGCCGCUUCAUACCCUACCUGCCUUGCAGUCAGGACUUCUUUACUCUGGCUCCCGGGACCCCGCUGUGGGCAAUCAGGCCAGUGCACUACGGUAAGGAAAUCGUGCGCUUCACCAUCUACUGUCGCCAUAACAGCUACGCUGACAGCCUCCGCUUCUAUGAGCUGAUCUUGCGGCGGAGCCCCAGCCAACGGAAAGCAGACUUCUGCAUCUUCCCCAUCUUCUCCAAUCUGGAUGUGGACAUCCAGUUCUCCCUGAAAAGACUACCCUGCGACCAGAAGCCAGUGCCCACCGACUCCUCGGUGCUGGAGUUCCGAGUGAAGGACAUCGGGCAACUGGUACCCCUCCUUCCCAACCCCUGCAGCCCCAUCAGUGAGGGGCGCUGGCAGACUGAGGACCAUGAUGGCAACAAGAUCCUUCUGCAGGCUCAGAAGGCACACAAAAAGGGACCCAAGUGCAGAAGAGCGCAUCACUCCUCUGAGAAGAAGCCUCAUUCCGCUCCUCCUGCAGCCAUCGACACACCAAACACAGGACAGGGCAGCAGCCAGACAGCCCUACGUGACAGCCCAUCCAAACAGAUGGCCCCACUCCCUGGGAACAAACAGGAGUAUAGCCCACAGUUGAACACCUCAAGUCCUGCCUGGUCUUUCCAGAGAAGCAAGUCUUUGUUUUGUUUGCCCAGUGGAGGCACCUCCACGACUGAACCACAGCCACUACUAACUGGUUCCCAGAGACACAGCGCAUCAGAGUGGAAGCCCAGCCGCCUCGUGUCCAUUGAUGACUUAGAGGGGGCCCAAGAGACAGAUGUGGACACGGGCCUGCGGCUGUCCUCCUCAGACCUGUCUGUGGUCUCUGCAUAUUCCGCCCCCAGUAGGUUUUGCAACACAGUAGAGGCAUCCCUCUCCUCUGAGGGAUGUAGCAGCCGCUGGCCAGCACACAAGAGUCCUGAGAAAGGACCACUGGCUGCUGCCAGUGAGGUGAGCCCAGAUACGGCCUGUGUUUCUCACCCUCUCUUCACCAAAGGGUCUCCUAGCCCUGCAGAGAUAACUACUCCUGGCCUCUCAGCUUCUGGUGCCUCCUUGCUCACAGAGUCAUCCACACCCCCACCGUGUCAUGACCCCAAAGCCACACAGGGUGUCCAAGACAUAGUACUGCCUCCAACAACAGUUGGUCCCGAGGCUGAUGACAUGGAGGAGUUCUACAUCUGAGAGCGCCUUGGCUUUCAGACAGACUUAGUCACAGGAACCACUGUGCCCGGCUGGCUCUUUGUUCACAGGGUGCUCUCGGUCCCAUUCGCCAGCUCUGAGAGAACUUAAUUCUCUGUCUAGGGAGACUGUUAGCAUGCUGACCAUGCCACCUAUCCUUAGCUGGCAGGUGCCAUAUUUCUAGAAGUUCAGAAAAAAAAAAGGAAGAAGAAGAAACACAUUUGUAUGGAAAUAAAUUUUCGACACACUUAAAUCAUAAAAUCUAUUUUUGAAUGUUCAAAAAUACAAUUUAAUGCUUCCUAUAAUUAUUUGAAAUGAAAAAGAAAGCAUAGCCAGAGAUGACUGACGAUUUUUCAUACUCCAAAAGUAAAAUAACUAAGGCCAAAAUGUUGACCGGGAAAGGACACAGUGACUGGUCCAGGGUCAGUGUGCAGCACAGAAUACCUUCCUGGUGCCCAGGCACACAGGGACCCAGGACCUGAAAACCCACAAGUACUGCUUCCAGUGGAUGGUUCAUAGCACAGCCACCAGCCCACAGCAGACAGCAGAACGCCUUGCUUUGAAGCCACUGAGCACUUGAAAGUCUGGGCCUACACACAACUGGCUAACAAGCCUUAUAAAGACUUAGCAUGGUCAUCAAUGCCUUGCACACUUAUAAAAUAACCUGAGUCAGGAAAACUAGUUUUGCACACUCUUCCUCAGGCAGCUCAUGGUGGUCAGCAAGCCUGCAGACUGUCCCCCCUGGACCGAUGUGUGUAAGAGGACUCGAUGCCUGCAGUUACAAAGAGCAGGUUAUGACGUGCACUGGGGAAACAGGUGUGAGAUUCUCUGACUUUAAAAAGCACACACUUUAAAAGGGCUACAUACUUCUCUCCAUAAAUGACCAGAGCCAUCUUUUGUAUUUUGUAGCACUGUCUAAACAGUUAAAAUGUUUGGAACGUUUUUGGCUGUCCUUUUGAUUGUACCUGUGAGCCAGUGCCCCGUGCCCCAAAGUAGGAAAGUGUGCGGUGCCGCCCCACAGGGCCAGCCUCCAGUGAGCGCACUGAAGCCUUAGGGAGAGCGGGCACUGCAGCCACACCAGCGUUCCCCAUCUGUUGUCCGUUGCUGCCACCAUGUGAAUGGUGACUAGACCAUCCAGUAAGGCUAUGUUUACAACCCCAACCUCACCAAAUGCCAACUUCUGGCAUCAGGAGCAAUGCCAAAUUAUCCCCAGAUUCUGUUUAUCCUUGGGACAGAAAAGCAUGGGUGUGUACUGUUCCCUGCCCAGUAUGGUGCUUCCUGCCUCCCCGCUGGAAGGGCCCACAGCAGCUCAGAUGCAACUUCACAACCUUUCCAGCAGGGCCUUCUGGCUCGCUUCCCCAUCACCGUCCAUCAGCCUCGGGUUCACCAUCCUCACAAGGAAAACCCGGGGCUCUGACCUGCCUCAAACACUUUGGACUUCCCAGGACUCUGAGUUCUGCUCCAGUGGAAAUCAAUAAAACAUGAUCUCGUCUAAUUCUGGAUCGGGAUUAAGCCAACUUCUGAAAAGGGCUAAAUACUGAAUAUUUUAAAGUUUGUCAAACCAUGGUUUAAACUUUACCCAACUGUGUUGCUAUCACUUCUAUUGCAGCAUGAAAAAUAAAACCUGUGUGAACGGGAA
Messenger RNA from Rattus rattus (black rat), 3353 nucleotides. It is a transcript of the gene Fam124a, whose product is annotated as family with sequence similarity 124 member A. The record is from RefSeq and is a predicted model, not a curated record. The transcript is spliced from 4 exons. Lineage: Eukaryota; Metazoa; Chordata; Mammalia; Rodentia; Muridae. Bases 107 to 1717 code for a protein of 536 amino acids.